AUGGAAGGAGAUCGUAUUUUCGAGUUUGAUGAUUGGCGUAAUUCGAUGAGCUAUUGGAAAGGAGAUUUUCAGUAUAAGGAAACAAUAAAAAGUUUCUUGUCGAACACGCAAUGGAAGAAGUUGAGGGAUGGUGUUUUCGGAAACUUUUUCCGAUUACAAGGUGUGAAGUUCUGUGGUAGACUUAUUCGUUGUGCGUUGCUUUCAGAAAUUAUAAGCAAUGACUCGCAUUCAAUGACAUUCAAGGUUUUUGAUCAUGAAGUGAAGUUUACACGUAAAGCGUUCCAGAUAAUUACUGGGGUGAAAUGUUCUUCUUCAGUGGACUUCAAAGUUUUAUGUGAAAGAGAGAAUAGGCUUUCGAAAGUCUACCUCCCUGGAAAGGAUAGAAUCGAGUUAGGUGAUUUGUGGUAUUUUAUUACUAGUCACCCAUAUGGUACAACUGCAUCAUUUGUAGGCAGCCAUGACGAUGCGGUGAAGUUGGCAACAAUUUAUUUUGUUGAAUCUGUGUUGAUGGGGAAGCGCAAGAAUCGGAAUGUGUCUGAGCGGGUAAUGAAAAUCGUAGAUGACGAUGCACUCUGCUCUUCUUUCAAUUGGGGCUCUCUUUGUUAUGAAAAAUUACUAAAAUCAUUGAAGAGCUGCUUGAAUCCCAAACAAAAUACUUCAGACAAUGAGAAUGAGAAUGAGAAAGAGAAAGAGAAAGAUAAAGAGAAGGACAGUUAUACUAUACUUGGCUUCCCUUUCGCAUUCUGUAUUUGGAUUAUGGAAGUAUUCCCAAUUUUUCAGGAAAAACAAUUUGUGAACUUCAGAGAAUUUGUAUCAGUUGCUCGAGAUGGUACCAUUUCUUUCUUCUGA
Messenger RNA from Nicotiana tabacum (common tobacco), 849 nucleotides. The record is from RefSeq and is a predicted model, not a curated record. Lineage: Eukaryota; Viridiplantae; Streptophyta; Magnoliopsida; Solanales; Solanaceae.